AAGAGGAGCGUUACUCCAGCUUGUCACCGAAACAUGAACCUAACUGAAUAUUUAGACGCUUUCGCGGUUGUUUGGACUCAGUCAUGUCGAACAACAGCGCUGCCAACAGCAGUCUCGUCAUCGCCCAGAAGGCGGUGAAGCAGCUGCGUCUGGAGGCCGGUGUCCGUAGGAUCAAGGUUUCUCAGGCCGCUGCAGAACUGAAGACCUUCUGCUUGCAAAAUGCCCACAAGGACCCUCUCCUAACCGGGGUUCCCUCCAGCGAUAACCCAUUCAGGCCCCCCAAGUCAUGUGUCCUCUUCUGACGCAGCACAAGACUCGCCCCUUCCAGCUUCAAGUAUUUCUUGUCUUCUCAAGGACUGGGAGGAGUGCCAAGCAUUCAGACAGAUGCCCGAUUCCAACGUGGAUUCCUUUAAUGUGCCCUUCUGUCUCUGAAGAGGAGGAAGCCAAGGCCGCGCACACGGACACACACACACACACACACACACAAACACUGGAUUAGCUACAGAAUGAUCCUGAACAUUUGAGUAAAUGCAGCGUGCCUAUUGUGAUUGUUUUAUAUUGCUUUUUUCAGGAUUCGGUGAUUUAUGGUUUUGGUUUACAUAUUAGGAGUAAAUGCCAAUUAUGUUUUGGGGGGGCCACGCCCAACUUUGCACCACUUGUAAAACAUGUGAUUAUUCUAUUAGCUCUUGUUGGAUGAAAAUAAUUAGAAAAUUCUACAAAAACCACAUUCCUAUUGGAUUUAUUUAUUACUAUUUAUGAAAAACACACCAAAACAAUUAUAAAAAAAUGCAAAAAAAGGAUAACAUGUUUUUUUUUCCUUUCGUACCCAAUAACAACAUAACAGUCACCAUUUGUUUGUUUAGGUCAUCCGUCUGUAACGUUGUAUCUUGCACACAUCUUGCAAGUAAGAGCAAUUGCAAUGUUUUUCUGUUAAAAUAAAAUCCCAGGAAUCAUG
Molecule: messenger RNA, 955 nt
Organism: Pungitius pungitius (ninespine stickleback)
Lineage: Eukaryota; Metazoa; Chordata; Actinopteri; Perciformes; Gasterosteidae
Product: guanine nucleotide-binding protein G(I)/G(S)/G(O) subunit gamma-5-like
Exons: 3
Coding region: 84-302 (72 amino acids)
Biological process (GO): G protein-coupled receptor signaling pathway
Cellular component (GO): heterotrimeric G-protein complex
Molecular function (GO): G-protein beta-subunit binding
Source: RefSeq, a predicted model, not a curated record